CUGGCAGGGUUGAGUAAGUUGAAAUCACGCUUUUUUUACCCUUCACUGCUCCGCCAUAGAAACAGAACCCGCCUCUGUGUGAGAAAAGGAAAGUAGCAGAGUGACAAACUGUAAACGAUAGAAGACGAAGAAAAGAAGGGAAGAAGAAAGAAAAGCAGCGACUCCCUCGUCUGUUCGCAUUUCUCUCUCACUUCCUCAACUCCCCGUCUCUCUCUCUCUCUCUCUCUCUCUCUCUCUCUCUCUCUCUCUCUCUCUCAUACACACACUCUGUCUCUCCGUCGUUCACAAGGAAAGAAAAUGAAGGGAAAGGAAGGACACUUCUCCGUGCGCGUCGGAGUCGAGUGAAAGUUUGCCGAAGGAAAAGAGGAAGCAGCAGCAGGACGCAGACGGGAAGGAAAGUGUAAACUACGCGGAUGAACCGAGCCUGUCGAGUUGUACACUGUAACACACUUUACCGGACUGUAACACACUUUACCGGACUGUAACACACUUUACCGGACUGUAACACACUGUACCGGACUGUAACCAGCUCGCCUGCUCGUUAAUGUGUGACUCAGUGCUGAGUGACUUUCGCACACUCGCUCCUCUUUAUUUCACACACUCAAGUUCGUGCGGUCAUCACCGGAGUCGGAAACUCGCUCCAGGAGCCCUCUCAGGAGUGUGUGUGUGUGUGUGUGUGUGUGUGUGUGAGAGAGAGAGAGUGAGUGAGACAGUACUGUGGACCUGACGAAGACGAGGACAGGCUGUUAUUGCAGCCAUGGCCGGGGCGAAACCGGGAGUGCACGCGCUCCAGCUCAAACCGGUCUCCGUGCACGAACUCCUCAAAGGGGGAAGCAAGUUUAUUAAAUGGGACGAGGAACCCAACAGCGGGCAGCCCACGCUGGUCACCCUGAAAGUGGAUCCUGAAGGAUUCUUCCUCUACUGGUCCAGUGGAUCAAGCACCGAGGUCGAGAUUGUGGACAUCAGCCAUAUCAGAGACACCAGAAGAGGGAAGUUUGCCAAGAUACCAAAGGACCCACGUUUGCGUGAUGUGCUGGGCUGUGGAAAAGGAGAGGGCAAUCUGGAGGCUACAACUCCGAAGUUAAUAACAGUCGUCUACGGCAACGACCUGGUCAACAUCUCUUUCCUUAACUUCCAGGCCAUGCAUGAGGACAUUGCCAAGGUGUGGACUGAAGAGCUGUUUAAACUUGCCAUAAACUUACUGUCCCAAAACGCCUCGCGCAACACCUUCUUACUCAAGGCAUACACCAAGCUAACACUGCAGGUCAACCAAGAUGGGAAAAUCCCACUAAAGAAUAUUCUUAAGAUGUUCUCUGACAAGAGGCGAGUGGAGACAGCGCUGGAGCAGUGCAACCUCAUGGCUAACAGGGCAGAUGGGAUCAAGCAAGAGGAUUUCACCUGGGAAAUGUUCCAGAGCUUCCUGAACAAAAUGUGCCUGAGGACUGAGAUCGACCGCAUCUUCAUGGAGCUUGGCUCUAAAGCAAAGCCCUUUCUUACCCUGGAUCAGAUGAUGGACUUUGUCAACCGUAAGCAAAGGGACUCACGGUUGAACGAGGUUCUCUACCCACCCCUCAAGCGAGAGCAGGUACGACAGCUCAUGGAAAAAUAUGAGACUAACCCCCACCAGCUGGAAAGAGACCAGAUCUCUCUAAUGACAUUCAGUAAAUAUCUGGGGGGAGAGGAAAACGCAGUGGUUCCCUCGGAAAGGUUCGACAUCAUGGACGAUAUGAACCAGCCGCUCUCUCAUUAUUUUAUCAACUCUUCGCACAACACCUACCUCACAGUGGGUCAGUUAACAGGUCUGUCCUCAGUGGAGAUGUACAGACAGGUUUUGCUCACCGGUUGCCGGUGUAUCGAGCUGGACUGCUGGAAAGGCCGUCCACCCGAUGAAGAGCCCAUUAUAACACACGGCUUCACCAUGACAACCGAAAUCCCCUUCAAGGAGGUGAUUGAAGCCAUUGCUGAGAGUGCUUUUAAGACCUCUCCCUACCCCCUCAUCCUCUCCUUCGAGAAUCAUGUUGACUCCGCACGGCAGCAGGCUAAGAUGGCGGAAUACUGUCGUUCCAUAUUCGGUGAUGCCUUGCUUAUCGAUCCUUUAGAGAAAUACCCGCUGGUCCCAAGUCAGUUGUUGCCCAGUCCUCAGGAGCUGAUGGGGAAAAUCCUGAUAAAGAACAAGAAAAAGCAUCACCACGGCACAUCUAACGGAGGCAGCGUCAGACGCAAAGAGGGAGCAGACGAGCAGGCCUCGUCUCUCAACGAUGCUCCAUUGCCUGAAUUGGAGACAAGCCAGAUCAUGUCCAAUGGGGGUGAGAAGCUUGCAGAGAGGUUGAGCAAAGACAGUGACAUGCAGAAGUCUAUUGAUCGGGGGGAUGGAGAUAGUGAUGAAGAGGAGGAGGAAGAGCCAGUGGCAGACCCCAAAAAGCACCAAUCAGAUGAGGGAACAGCAUACAGUGAAGUCAAUGCUACUGAAGAGAUGUCCACAUUGGUCAACUACAUUGAACCAGUCAAAUUCAAAACUUUUGAAUUGGCAGCCAAAAGGUCCAAGUUUUUUGAAAUGUCAUCCUUUGUGGAGACCAAAGGCAUGGACAUACUGAAGAAUUCCCCCAUUGAAUUUGUGGAAUACAAUAAGAAGCAGUUGAGUCGGAUCUAUCCCAAAGGCACUCGUGUGGAUUCCAGUAACUACAUGCCCCAACUCUUCUGGAAUGUAGGCUGCCAGAUGGUGGCGCUAAACUUCCAGACUCUUGAUCUACCCAUGCAGCUAAACCUGGGGGUGUUCGAGUAUAACAGCCGCAGUGGCUACCUGCUCAAGCCCGAGUUCAUGAGGCGCACAGACAAACACUUUGACCCCUUCACUGAGAACAUAGUGGAUGGCAUUGUGGCUAACACUGUCAAGAUCAAGAUUUUGUCUGGUCAGUUUCUGACCGAUAAGAAGGUGGGAGUGUAUGUUGAAGUCGACAUGUUUGGGCUUCCUACUGACACCAAAAGGAAGUACCGCACCAAAACUUCUAAUAACAACUCAAUGGACCCCGUGUGGGAGGAAGAGCCUUUCGUCUUUCUUAAGGUGGUGUUGCCCACACUAGCCUCAUUAAGAGUAGCUCUCUUUGAAGAGAACGGGAAGUUCAUAGGCCAUCGGAUCUUACCAGUAGUGGCUUUACGUCCAGGAUACCAUUACAUUAAUCUGAAGAAUGAGCUCAAUCAGCCGCUCCUGCUUGCCACUCUCUUUGUAUACACCGAAGUUCAGGACUACAUUCCAAACGAGCAUCAAGAGUAUGCUGAGGCUCUGACCAAUCCAAUCAAACAUGUGCUGGAUCAGCGAGAGAGGCAGCUGGCUGUGUUCAUGGAGGAUAACAAUGAGGUUAGUAAGCGAGUCCAUGACAAGCCAGAUGAGAAACUAGAUUUCACCCCUAUGCCCACUCCUGUGUGCCAGUUCCCCUUGCCCUCGCCGCCCCUCCCACCUGUGGUGGCUGAAGUAUUGACCGCCCCAGCUCAGAAAGAAGACCUGAUCCUCAAUAUAUUAGCAGUGAUCGAUCCCCAGUCUAUUGAAGAGCUGAAGCAGAACAAGUCCUAUGUAAAGUUGUUGAAGAAACAAUGCAAAGAACUGAAGGAGCUUCGCAAGAAGCACCUUAAGAAGGUGUGGGCCCUCAGCAAGGAGCAGAAGACGAGGUGUAACAAGCUGAACUCCGACAUCCAGAGACGCAAGAGUCAAGCGGAGAAAAAGCUGCGGCUCAGCGUGAAGAAAAAUGAGCCUGAGGAGCCUGUGAGGACUGAGCUGAGUGCUCUGGAGGUGGAGCUGGAGAAUCGGACAGUGCAGCUGAGAGAGUGGCAGAUGAAGGAGCUGCUUGACCUGCGAAAGGUACAACACCAGUUGGAAAGAGAAAAGAAGUAUGCUCAUCUUGAAGAGUCCUUUAAGAAACUAAGAGGAGUUGCUGAGGAAUGCCAGAUAGAUCAGAUCAAGAAACUCAAGGACAUAUGUGACAAAGAGAAGAAGGAGUUGCAGAAGAUUUUAGACAGAAAAAGGCAGAACAGCAUCAUAGAAGCUAAAAAGGGGGAUAAAGAGAAGGCUGAGUCGGAAGUGAACGAGAUAAAUAAAAAACAUAUCCAGGACUCGGUGAACUCACUGCGCAAGUUGGAUGAAACUCAGGAGAAGCGUCAAGAGAAGCUGAAGAACCAGCAGAGAGAAAUCUUACAGAAAAUAGAAGAGGAGCAACCACUGCACCGGCUGCGUUUGGAACAUGACUGCGACGCCGAGCUCGAGCGCUUACCCGAGGAGAUCUGUCGAUACCUACAGGGUGAGCUAGAGAGCAAAGGCCUGCGCAGCGACGCCCUGUUCAGCCAAGACAGUGCCGGCUCAGGCCCACCCUCCAACUGCAGCACUCCUUCUUUCAACUCUCCCAAUCACAACUCGAGCAUGGACAACAGCAUGGCCUCGCUGGACAACUCCUCAUCCUCCAGCACCAUCACGUCCGAAUCGGAGCUCACGGCCAUUUAAAUCCUACCUGAUCAUCGUAUCGCUUUGUCCUCUCAUGCCAUUCUCCCUGGAUCCUGGUGAUAGAAGUAGUAUUACAGUUUAAAAGCUUUUAAAGGAUUUCAGUAGCUUUAUUUUUCCCAUGCCCCUUUUAAAGUCUGCUUUUAUUUCCUCUUCAAUGAUUUAUUUAUAUAUAUAUAUAUAUAUAUAUAUAUAUAUAUAUAUAUAUAUAUAUAUAUAUAUAUAUAUAUAUAUAUACUUAUGUCUGUGUUAAGCACUUGUGGAAUGGAGGGAUUUUUUUAAACAAGAGACUCUUUAUUUAUUUCUGUGGUAUGAUAUGAGGGAGUUAGAUGUUUAACUGUAGUGCUCUGCCUUGUCCAGCAGGUGGCAGUGUAACUUUAGUGGUGUAGAGUGAGUUUAGUGACUGGGCGAUACGAACGCAAGGCGUAAUCUGAAUGGUACUUGUUUACAUAAUAAUGCACAGAUGGGCAAUCCUAUAAGCCAGACCAUCAUCUCUCCUCCCUACGGGGCUAUAAAGUUAAUUCCCACUGCAUAUUUCUGCAGCAUUCGAAAUACAUCAACGUAAUUGUUAUUGUGUGUGCACACGUGUGUGUGUGUGUGUGUGUGUGUGUGUGUGUGUUAGAAGCAAGAAAAAGAUUAGAUGUGAUGAAUAUUGUUUUUUGUUUUCCCAGUAAUGCAGAGUUCCCCCUCCCCCUGUCCCCCAUCUCCCCCUCAUCCACCUCCCCCCCCCCCCCCCCCAUGCCCCCUCUCCUUCCCUACAGCCUUGAGUGUGUGGUGUGGCUUAAUCUAAUCCCUGCUCUAAUUCUGUGUGUAAUUGGUGUGCCAGUCCCAUGCACUGCAUAUCCAAAACCACUACUGUUCAGGAAACUGGACACGGUUCUAUUGUUCAUGUCGUCUAUUCACACUCUGGAUGUGUUAAUUCUGUCGCUCUGGUUACUAGAAUGUGAAACUAUAAGAGUGUGUGGUCUCAGCGGUCAGGUCUAGCCAAAGCAAUCGCCACAUAUACCCAAACAUACAGGCUGUGCAAACUUUUCUCUUUUAGGUUUUGUUUCAAAAUGUGGAAAUCUGAUUGUUACUACAUCGUCAUUACACUUUCUUCUUCUUGCCAGCAACUCAAGGAAGCCCCAGAGGUUGCAUUUCCUCAUUUGUGAAUGGAAACAAGGUCGCUGGUUCGGGCAAAUGACUUCUUAAUAUCACACUUUUUGGAUGGAGUUGGGUUGUUUGUCUUAAAGGGAAAUAAUGUACCAGUAGACUACAAAAUCCCAAAUGCAGCAAGACAAAAUAUAGAAGCUUUAACACACACGUUUUAGAAAACGAGGGAUACAUCAAUCCGACACGGGGCUGAUAUUAGCUCCAGCCGAUGGAUAAGUAUUGAAUCGGAUUUGACAUGCUUCCCAGUCUGUUCCCCUUGCUUUUAUUUUGUGCUCCAUCGUGCCCUGCUGAGUUUCGCAUCACAUUGCAGCAGAUACUAUUUUUUUCAGGAUGUCAGCUUGGUUACUUGGAGCAUGCUAAUGUCAGAUUGGUCCUAAAUCGAUGUGAAAAUGAGAAACGGCAUAUUACGUGCAUCCUAAAAGAAAAUGAGAAGAAAUCCAAAAAGGCUCGUGCUGACACAUUGUUCGCACAUUUCUUUUAGGUUAUGUCACAAAUUGUGGAAAUCUGAUUAUUACUUCAUCUUAUUUACACUUUCUUCUUCUUGCCAGCAAUUCAAGGAAGCCCCAGAGGUUGCAUUUCCUCAUUUGUGAAUGGAAACGAGGUCGCUGGUUAAAAUCACACUUUUUUGGAUGGAGUUGGGUUGUUUGUCGUAAAGGGAAAAAAAAAAAAAAAAAAAAAAAGAGAGAAACGGCAAAUGUGCAUCCUAAAAGAAAAACUAUUCAAAUGAGAAGAAAUUCAAAAAAGGCUCAUGUUAGUUCAUGCUUCGCAUUGUCUCUCUAACUGAGCCUGUUUCAAGCCAGUCUCAUUCACUCCAUUCUUUCCUCUCGUCUUUGUUCUGACUCCUGGGCACAUGGCUGAGCUCCAGCGAGCUCUCCAGGCUGGCAAUUCCACUUGACCCACUGUACCAAAGGCAAAAACAUGCUGCUCCAUUGCUUUUUAAUCACAAUCUUAUAAGCUCAUGUAAUACAGAGACACAAUGAUAUGGGGUGCUAAUGGAGCACUCACACACUUCAUUAUGAGCAAUGAUUAGCAUAUUGCAGCGUGUGUGAUUGUAAGUGUGUAGUUAGCUCAGUUAGUUUUAGUAGCUGUAACCUGGUCUGUUUGAUUGGGAUGGCAAAUAAUGUGGAGUAAAUAAUGUGGAUGAAGACUGAGGUGGAAACCGCAGAAAGGACAUAAAACCUGUGCCAAAACAAACUAGCGGAUCAGAUGACCCCGGACAGGGAACACCCGAAGGACGACGACGACAUCAUCAUUAAACAUUGUAGCUGAAAGCAAAUCAGAGAUGCUGUUCUCUGAUCGGUGCAGAGUUGGGACGAUGCAGGCACACAGAGAGGGGAAAACUCUGAGAUCUUGUCUCAACUUGUAAAUUUUAAAGAAUAUAGAGGGUACGAUGUGUGUGUAUGUGUGCGUGUGUGUGAGAGAGAGAAUGGAUGAGGAUGUGGUGGAGCACUUAAGCUCUACAAACCAACUGAGACCUUUAUUAUAUUAGCAUAGAGUGUUUAAAGCUUUACGAUUUUAUGCAGGAGCAGUGGGACUUCUUAUACAGUGCUGUCUAAUGAUGUACAAUAAGGACCGUUGUUGUACAUGUCGAUAAUAUCGAAAUGUUUGAUUUGUGUGUAUGAUACGGUGUAGACAAGGGUUAUGUCAUGUCAGAAUUAGUGAAAUAUCAAUAAAUUAUGGUGUAUCUGGAUCAUAUUAAUCACCCGCAUGUAGUUUUAUGUGUAUUCUACUACUGACUAGAGUUGGAAUUAAGGCUAAUGUCAGCUGUGUGUCUGUGUUGUGUCCUUGUGCAUGUGUUUUCAUAUGUGAUUGGGAACUUCAUGGGAUGUAAAAGAUGUCUGACAUCUAUGGGUUUGUCCCUGACCUUCCACAUACACACACAUAAUUUCCUCAACUCCCCAAACUGUCGUUUGCUGCCUGUCUGUCUGUCUGUCUAAGAAAGAACACCUCGUUAUGAGCACUCGAACAUGCUCAUUAAACUGUUUUUAAUCAUUUGACGCAUUUUGUCUCGAGUCGUACGUGGCGUGGCUGAUCUUCAUCCUUUAAACUCGGUCCUCUCUUCACCUCACCUCUGUAUUGAACUAUGCUAUUGACACUAACGUGAGCAUCUUUUUCUUACAAAGUGAGGACCUUGUAAAUCUUUUCCAUUUUUAUAUACUAUGACAGUUCCCUAAAAUCGUUCAUACUCAUAUUGACAUAUUUACCCAUGUCCUCAUUGGUGCACUUUUUCUUUUUUUUUUAGAUCUUUUAUGUUUUAGAUAUUACAAGUAAAUUUUUAGAUUAUUCUUUAGCUACAGGUACAGUAGGUGGUACAGUGUGCAAGUUCAAGUAAAUAAGUUUGUCCAAUGAUUCCUUUGUUUUAAGGAGGGCAGGGGUUGAGUAAUACUGUGGCAUUAUAUAUGUCGGCUGAAGUUUGAUGCCACAGCGCAUUCAGCUUGUGUGGUGAAUAGAAACACAUUGCCAAGGGCUAAUUUUAUUUCGCCUCAAGUUGCAGCUUUAACCAAGUAUAUAUGGGGUUUUUUUUUUUUUUUUGCUUUUCCUUCUCUCUCUCUUUCUCUAUAGUUCUGUAUCUUUCUUACUGAAACACUGUAUUUUUAGAGAAAGUACUGCUCUGCCUUGUGAAAGGAAAAAUCAUGUCUAUGGAUGUAAUUUUUUUUGCCUCAAUAAACGAUACAUUUAUCUGUACAUUCAAUAAAAACAAAUUUUGUCAAGACA
Tachysurus fulvidraco (yellow catfish) is the source of this 8353-nucleotide messenger RNA. RefSeq names its product phospholipase C, beta 3 (phosphatidylinositol-specific) (gene plcb3). The record is from RefSeq and is a predicted model, not a curated record. NCBI's taxonomy places the organism in Eukaryota, Metazoa, Chordata, Actinopteri, Siluriformes, Bagridae. Gene Ontology annotation, molecular function: calmodulin binding; calcium ion binding; phosphatidylinositol-4,5-bisphosphate phospholipase C activity. Gene Ontology annotation, biological process: phosphatidylinositol-mediated signaling; lipid catabolic process. The coding region runs from base 758 to 4489 and encodes 1243 amino acids. The transcript is spliced from 34 exons.